Messenger RNA from Thamnophis elegans (Western terrestrial garter snake), 1967 nucleotides. It is a transcript of the gene ALKBH7, whose product is annotated as alkB homolog 7. The transcript is spliced from 4 exons. The record is from RefSeq and is a predicted model, not a curated record. Lineage: Eukaryota; Metazoa; Chordata; Lepidosauria; Squamata; Natricidae. Bases 18 to 749 code for a protein of 243 amino acids. Gene Ontology annotation, cellular component: mitochondrial matrix. Gene Ontology annotation, biological process: fatty acid metabolic process; DNA damage response.
CCAACGCCCUGCCUGCCAUGCCGCCGCCGCCGCCCCGCGGUCCGUUCGCCGGGCGCCGCUUGCUGCGGCUCCUGUGCCGACCCGCGCCGUCGCUUCGGGCUUUCUGCGCGGCGGAGGAGGAGGAGGAGGAGGAAGAGGCGAAGCCGCGGCCGGCCGAGGUCCGUGCCUCGAGCGAGGCUCUCUGGCGAAGGCUGCGGGCCGGCGGCGCUCGGGUGACGCCGGGCUUCAUCAGCGGGGAAGAGGAGGCGUUGCUGGCCCGGGAGCUGGAGCCGCAGCUGCGCCGGCACCGCUACCAGGACGAGCAUUGGGACGGGGCUAUUCAUAAGUAUCGGGAAACAGAAAAAUCACACUGGAGCAGAGAAUGUCAGGAGAUCUUACAACGUGUCCGGAAUGUUGCUUUCCCCCCAGGAGUACCACAGCUCGCUCAAGUCCAUGUUCUGGAUUUGGAUAAAAGUGGCCACAUAAAGCCUCACGUGGACAGUGUCAAGUUCUGUGGCUGCACCAUUGCAGGCCUGUCCCUUCUGUCCGCAAGUGUAAUGCGCUUGGUUAGCCAGAAGAAUCCGCAAGACUGGCUGGAUCUUCUGCUGGAGCGCCGAUCUCUCUACGUUCUUCGAGGGCCUGCUCGUUAUGAAUUCACUCAUGAAAUUCUUAGAGAUGAGGAGUCCUUUUUCGAUGGAAGGAAGGUCGAGAGGGAACGAAGGAUCUCCGUCAUCUGUCGAAACCUGCCCUUACCACCAGAACCAUCCUAGAACUGCCAGGUGAUACUCUGAAGGCUAACUGUUGCUACCAGUGGAUUUUACUCUUUUGCCUAAUUGACGUGGUGCUCUUUCUAAAGAGGUUGCUUUGACCUACUGUUCCACAGAGCUUUGGUUUUUCUGUCCAAGUAAGUAAGUGAUGGAACCUUUCCUCCAUGCAGUGAAGGGAGCCUAAGAAAGUGUUCUGCUUCUUGCACUUAACAGGUAGGAAGAAGGAAAUCUGCAACAAUUUGGCAAGUAGAUCUGGCUAAAAUGAACCCCAACACUAUUAAUCUCAGGGGAUAACAUUUUUCUGUAAUGUGUGUUGUUGUGAACAGAGAUAGAGAUGAAAUUAAGAACUGAAAUAUACAGGGGGGAUUCUCGGUGUAUUGCAAUUUUUAAAUUAUCCUUUAAUUGUUUUUCCAGUUAUUGAACCCUUGAACAUUGUUCUCUUUUCUGUUUAGUAUUCAAAUGUAUCACAUGCACUGAGACUCAAAAUAGUGAACUUGGUGAAGCAGACAGAUGUUCUCCAGCGCUAUGAAUUCUUUCUAUAAAAAGAGAUUGACUGAAAAAGAAAAUUACACCUUUGAUGCUUGUAACCAUCACAUACGUAGAUGAGAGCGGGGCCUAAGCUAAUUGCCCCAUUAUUUCCUUAUAAAAUGUAUUGCCAAUUUUUCAAAGAGUAAAGAAAGUACUUGAAUUUUUAAUUGUCUCGCAAUCGAUGCUGAAACUGAAUAUGUUGUCAUUUCUGUGAAUUAAAUAAUUUCAGAAUGAUUCUGAUAGGUGUCAUAAGCACAAGAUUAGCUUUAACAUUAUGUACCUAAAAACAUAAAUAAAAAAAAGCCAAAUUGGAUCUCUCUAAAUGAGGAUUUCACUGUGGUGGGUGUUCAGUGAGGGGGAGUAGGAGAAAUUUCCACAUUUUGACUUGCAGCAUCAAAAUGCUGAAGAGAAUAGAGGUAAAAUGAAGAAGUGGAAGACAAGUGGAACAAUCUUGAUUAUAAAAAAAAUGGAAGUAUUGAGGAAUGUGAAAAUAGGUAGUACUUACCUUUGAAUAAUUUGGGAUGGGGUGAAAUAUGAAAUAUGAAUCCGUGAUCUCCUAUUGCUCAGGAGUAGAAUCCAGUUCUAUUUACAACACACAACACCUGAUUCUGUAUGGCCCUAUCUCUUCUCUGUGGUUUUUAAAAAUUAUUCCUCUCCCCAUUUCCUAAAAAAAUAAACCUCUUGAAACCCUAA